CGUCGCUGGAGCCGCCGAGUGAGCGCGGGGCCUGUGUCCGGGAGCGGGAGGGAGCGGCUCUGCUGAAAAGAGCUAUUUUUUCUAUUAGCUACUCUUAAACCAGUGGAUUCCAACCUGAGGCCAGUUUGAAUGAUGGCAGCUGAUUCUAAGGGGAAGAGGAGGGGUUCGAGACAACCAAAAUGUGCUUUCUGUAAACUCAAUAAAGAGGAGCAUUGUGGCCAGUUGUUAGUAGCCCAAAGCCAGAAGAUGGCAGCACAUCACAAAUGUAUGUUAUUUUCAUCUGCUCUAGUGACCUCACACUCUGAGAAUGAGACUCUUGGUGGCUUCUUGCUUGAAGACAUUAAGAAGGAAAUAAAAAGGGGAAACAAGCUGAGCUGUUCUUGCUGUCACCGCCCAGGAGCAACUAUUGGAUGUGAUGUAAAAACUUGCCGUAGAACAUAUCAUUAUUAUUGUGCAAAACUUGAUAAAGCCCAGAUCAAGGAAGACCCAUCACAGGGAAUAUAUCUGAUUCUCUGUCAAAAACACAAAGAAGGUGCCGAGGAUUCCAGUGAAGAUGGGCUGCAAGGAAACCUGACUGAACGUUCCACAGGUCCUCGCAGAGGCGCUCAAAGAGCACACAGAGAGAAACGAAGAGCUCCUAACUCAAAAGAUGAGUCUGAUGAUGCCAUGUCCACAUCCUCUCAAGGAAAAGAUGAAACUAGUUGCAGUUCCUAUAGAGAGCGGUCUCCUCACUGCAGCAGUCCUACAAUGACAGGGCCAAAGUGUGGGUUCUGUCAUGCUGGAGAUGAAGAAAAUGAGACCAGAGGAAAACUUCACACGUCAAAUGCUAAAAAGGUUGCAGCACAUUAUAAAUGCAUGCUGUUUUCUUCUGGUACUGUCCAACUCACAAAUUCAUCUAGAAAAGAUUUUGGUGAUUUUGAUAUUAAAACAGUCAUUCAAGAAAUCAAAAGGGGAAAAAGAAUGAAAUGUACAUUAUGCAGUCAAAUAGGUGCAACCAUUGGAUGUGAAAUUAAAGCAUGCAUCAAGACUUAUCAUUACCACUGUGCAGUUGAAGAUAGAGCCAAAUUCAUUGAGAAUCUUGACCGAGGGAUCUACAGGUUGUACUGUAAAAACCACAGUGGGAAUGAUGACCGGGAUGAGGAGGAUGAAGAAAGAGAAAGCGUCUCACGCUAUGGCAAGGAGCAAGAAGCUAAUCGUGAUCGAGAGGUCUUAGAAGAGGUAUAGAAAAAUGCAUUCAAAUUCCUUCUGGUUUAAUGGAUGCCUGAAUCUCUAGAGAAAAACUAACGGAGCCUUGGAUACAGAAAAGUGCCAAGAAAAUGCCUGUGGACUGAGUGGAUGAGGCUGGUAUAUUGUGCUCAAAACGCUAAUGAGCUCGUGAGAAGCAUAGAAAAUAUCCAAAGAUCUUUCAAGAAAUCUUUUUUGUUCUGUCAAUGUUCCUCCUCCUAAGGCAGGGAGACAAUGUAGUGAAAUAGCACGGCUAAUAUACCUGCUUUUUCUGAUCGAGAGAUUCCAUAAAAUGGAUUAUUUAGAAUAUCUUUUAUUACAACCUUUUGAAUUAAAAUGGAAAUAAUUUGAUUUGCUGAAUUCAUGGUUAGAUGUCGCAAGCUGACCUGCUGAUACUCCUUUGCAUAAUGAGGGCCACGAGAGGGAACAACAACACUUAAACACAAGGGUGCGUGCCUUUGGGUGCUCCUGGAGUUCAAUAUCAAACAAGAGGAGUUUGGAAAUAAAAGCUCAAAUUAAAAUCUCCAAUCGAAUGACUAAAAUAAGGUAUUUUUGCCACAACGAUCUUGAUUAGCAGACAGUAGGUAGCCCUAAGCAAAAUGCAUUUACAGUUUCAACCCAAUUCUUGAUAGAUGAGUCCACAUAAUGGGAUGGUCCACAUCUCCGUACUAAUGGGGGAUUAUGCGCAGUAAAGCCAGUUGUCUGACUGGGAAUGGAUAUGUCUGCCAGUUCCACUGCACCCCAUCUGGGAACAACUGAUGAAAAUCUAGGAUGCAGAGAGAUGAGAUGAGUCAGUUUCCAGGUGGUAGUGUCCCAUCUUGAACAGCAUGAGACUGACCCAUGUUUUUAUUUAAGGCGUAAUGAAACUUUUUCAGAAAUGUAUGACUAAAGCUGCAAUCUGUGAAAACUCCAAAGUCUAACUUGGUCAGCUAAUCACGGCCUAGUCAAACAUACUGGUGCAAAUGGCAUUGCCAGUGAAAUCAUGGUUUAGUUUAGAUGUUGAAGUCUAUUAAAUGUUUUAAUGGAAAUGAAUGGUUUUGACUAUUGCUAGAUUUACAUCAGUAUAUAAAGUAUAUUAUUUCCAUCUUAAUUUUCUUCCUGUGAUUGUGAUUUUCCUUAUCAGAGUUAGGGCUUCAGAAUAAAAAAUGUUUUAGGAUUAGGUUGUUUCUGAUUAGUAAACAAUGCUGUUUAUAGUCUGGUUCCUUAUUCAUAUGUUACUUAUCUUGAUGUUAAAAGUAACUGCCAGGACAAAAAACUAAAUUUAGGCAAGAUGUUACUUUCUCAGCAGUGGAUGCACUGUCCUCUAGCUCUUUCUUUAAAUCCAGUUUUUGGUUUGAAUGGCUAAACAAAAUAUUCAUUUUAUAAAGAUAUAUAUAUAUUCUGUUGUGUUGUUUUGACGCCUAAAUGUAUCUGAUUAUUGAAUGCCCCUGAUUUUUACGUGUGCUCUAUAACUUGCCCAGCUGAAUGUUUUUGCAUGUUGGUUUUACCAGCAUCAAUAUUUUAGACCACAAAUUUUUGGUCUAAAUUAACUGUAUUUCCUGUAAAAUGCUUUAAUUUUCCAUGAGUUGCUUGUGUUAAUAUUAGGCAACACUUCACCCAUGGUUUAUUUUGCCCUGUUUUGUGGUCUUGACUUUAACUAAAAUAGCUCAGAAAACA
Carcharodon carcharias (great white shark) is the source of this 2880-nucleotide messenger RNA. It is a transcript of the gene phf6, whose product is annotated as PHD finger protein 6. The record is from RefSeq and is a predicted model, not a curated record. The transcript has 13 exons. Gene Ontology annotation, cellular component: nucleus. The coding region runs from base 130 to 1224 and encodes 364 amino acids. NCBI's taxonomy places the organism in Eukaryota, Metazoa, Chordata, Chondrichthyes, Lamniformes, Lamnidae.